Anneissia japonica is the source of this 1573-nucleotide messenger RNA. RefSeq lists its product as uncharacterized. The record is from RefSeq and is a predicted model, not a curated record. Lineage: Eukaryota; Metazoa; Echinodermata; Crinoidea; Comatulida; Comatulidae. Gene Ontology annotation, cellular component: intracellular anatomical structure. Bases 170 to 610 code for a protein of 146 amino acids. The transcript has 3 exons.
AUUGCGAUAUACAGUAUAAGUAUUAUUUGCUGGAAAUUGUGUAGUUUCAGUACUGUACUGUAAUUACAGGCCUAGUUAUCGAUUAUUAUUUAGAAUAGACACCAACGACAAGGCGUUAAGGUACUCAGAAUUGUCACGACGUUUCAUAGUCUUCAAAGGAAUAACCUAAAUGGAGGCUCUAAGUAAAAAAUCGGCUGAGGAAUUAAUUGCAGAAUUUGGUCUUCAAGAACAUAUUGAAGGGGGAUAUUACAAGCAGACAUACCGAUCCGAACACAGUACUGCAAUAUACUACCUGGUUUCCAAAGGGAGCGGAAUUGUAUGGCACCGCAUUCGGGGAAGAGAUGAACUCUGGCAUUAUUAUGCUGGGGAUCCUAUUGAAGUGUCGCUUGCAAAUCCUGAGGGUGUUUCAAUGGGCAAGCGUGUGGUCGGACCAGACUUGACCAAAGGUCAAACUUUCCAACUACUGAUACCAGGCGACCACUGGCAGAGUGCUAAAUGUCUAGAUGGCGGAAAGUGGACAUUGUUUGGCUGCACCGUUAGUCCAGCCUUCGAGUAUAAGUAUCUUCAGAUUGCCCCAGAUGAUUUUAAACCAAAAGAAGGUACCGACUGAAGUCCAAUAAUACUAUUUGGCUGUUUCAGAGGGCAAUUCAUAUGUUAAUCUUUCCCUUCACUGGCAGUAUUUUUUGUUGUCUAGUUUUUGUUCGUUGCCAAUUGUUUAAAUAAAUAAAUAAAAAUAGAGUGUAAAGUUCUUCUUGGAAGGGAACUGAUUAUCUAAUAUAAUUAAUACUAGCCUAUAUACCGAACAGUAGUGUACUUUACUUAAAUUUUUUCUCUUAUUUUUCGUCAUCUUCCAGCGACACGGCCGCAUUCUCCAAAAACUACACUCUGCAGAACAUGUUCAACUUUUAUGUUAACAUAUAGGCUCCAAUUUCACUUUUUCUAUAUCAUAUUUUUGUUGUUUGUCACUUAAAUGUCAUUUUGUCUACCAAGCAUAACAUAUUUCUGGAUAUUUGAUAUAUAGACCAAUAAAAGUUUUUGCAUGGAGGUAAAAAAUAAGGGUUUUGGUGUUAAAUUAUUUAUUAUUAUUUAUGUAGGCCUAGGUAUAAUACAAACUAUCCUUACUGUAAUAGGCCUAAACAAAAUGGAAUAAACGUUGCCAUCAUAUGCAUUCUUAUACUUUAUUUAAUAUUCACUUUAAAUGUACAGUAGACAAAAAAAUACCCCUCUUUAACAAACACAUCACAUUCUUUAGUAUAACAAGUUAGUUAUAUAUGAAAAGUAUAGAACUGCAAGAAGUCCGACUCUUGGGUUUUCGUUGGAACACAAUCCUUUUUCAAAAAGCAUUACCAUGAGCUAGAGGGCAUCCUUUAAAAAACGUAAAAGGUGUUUGUAUCGAACAUGUCCUAUGUCAAAACAUAGCCCCAUACAGCACCCUCUAUCUUGUGGUAGUACUUCUUUAAUGUUUCAGUAAGUGCAUACAAAAUCAGAGCAGUCAGACCUCUUGUAAUUCUAUACUAUUUGCUUAUAUAUAAAUAAUUUGUAAUAAAUGCAAGUAAAUUCAAACAUAAUAGAA